Nanorana parkeri is the source of this 617-nucleotide messenger RNA. It is a transcript of the gene FAM241B, whose product is annotated as chromosome unknown C10orf35 homolog. Bases 81 to 431 code for a protein of 116 amino acids. The transcript has 3 exons. NCBI's taxonomy places the organism in Eukaryota, Metazoa, Chordata, Amphibia, Anura, Dicroglossidae. Gene Ontology annotation, cellular component: intracellular membrane-bounded organelle. The record is from RefSeq and is a predicted model, not a curated record.
UCCUGUGUGUAGGAGCUGUACAGGGUUGGAGGAGAUCGAUCUUCUGGGCCUGGCUAAGCAAAGUUCAUAUUUACUUCAAAAUGGUAAGAAUCUUGGCAAAUGGGGAGAUCGUUCAAGAUGACGACCCUCGAGUAAGGGCAAGCACGCAACGUAGAGAUAAUAAUCCUCGCCAGGGUUUUAACACAAUGGGAAACACUGGACCAGGACCACAACAGGUUCCACAAGACGGGGCAAGACAGGAGGGGCGCUCUCCUUUUACUGACUUUAAUCAGCAGUUGGUGAACAUGGGAUUCCCACGCUGGAAUCUUGGAAACCAGGUGGUAGAGCCAGUCAUGUCCAUUCUCAUCCUCUUUCUUAUUCUAAUGAUGGGUUUUCGUGGUUUGCUCCUUAUAGGCUUAAUAUAUGUUGUAUCAUAUCUCAGCCAGCGAUAACUGCAAAUAUUGGAUUCUGGGAACUGGAACAGGAAAUUAAAAUAAGUAGUCUGUGGCUAUAAUUAACUUUUAUGAUGGUGCUUCUUAUUGGAGAAGUUUAGGCUCUUUGCUGAAGAGCCACAUUUUCUGAACGUGUUCGCCUGAUGGAUAUCAAUAAAUGUAUCCAACUUUCUUUAGGACCAAAAA